Molecule: messenger RNA, 4635 nt
Organism: Ochlerotatus camptorhynchus
Lineage: Eukaryota; Metazoa; Arthropoda; Insecta; Diptera; Culicidae
Product: PHD finger protein 14-like
Exons: 2
Coding region: 1275-2459 (394 amino acids)
Source: RefSeq, a predicted model, not a curated record
CUCUCUUUGCUUGUCGAAGGGAUUUUGUGUGUAUAUGUCUGUGAAGUCUGCGUUCGAAUGGCAGCCGCAGUCGCGUUCGAUGUGCUCACUGGGUGAAGUCAAAAUUGAAAUACGUGCUACAAGGUGCAAGGAACCUUAUUCUAAAGUGCAGAAUCUCGUGCUAGAGCAGCGACCUCUUGGCCGCAAACGUCAAGUGAAGUUGAACGAUUGAUCAAAUUGGUAUUCGCUCGUCUCGCAAGUUUAACGUGCCGUAGUGUGACUUGAAUUGGUGAAAAAGGCUGCCAUUUUCAACGCCAUUACAAUAUGGACGGAAGCACCCAUUAAUCAUGUACAUUUCGGAGCUGGACUUUGUUCGUUACGACUAAAUCGGAUCUUUUUGCCGCGAGACAGAUACGCACGGCAGUGCAUCCCCGGAUGCCGGCUGUUGCAAAUCUCUAGUGACACUGUUCACCACAGCCAAGUGUGUUUAUAGAGGAACGAAAAUUGUAGACCUUUUUCUUACGGUUGGCGUGCCGCGUAGAACGUCAUUGAAAUUUGACCUUUCGAAUUUUGUGGCAAAUGAAAGUCGGGAAUACAACAUUUUUGACGGGAUUUAAAUUAUUCAUGGACGUUUACAAUUUUCAUUUUUGAAAUUCUCAAAUUAAGAAUAGUUUUCCAUUAUCAAUUUUCACCACUCACGCGACACUGUUAGGUGAACGGCAUUCCUAAAUUGACAGAUAGCCGGUUUGUGUAAAGGGUGCAAUAUCGUCUUCCACUUUGAAUCUGUUUCUCCGAGAGCGAUAAAAAACAACACUUCACCGUUAUAAUACGAUAAACUUUCAGAUAGGACGAGUAAAGUUGUCGCAGCGAAAAUAAAGUGAAAACAAAAACUAAUUGACACUCGACUGUGAGUGACGCGCAGCAGCAAGUUGGAAAUCUUCAAAACCGCUGACAGUUUUCAAUAAAUGUUGCAAACGUAAAGCAAGAACAUAAAAAAAAAAACAGUUUCAUCUUGCUAGAGUGAUUUUGACAAGUGACAAGUGAAUCUGCUCGGGAAGCCUUCCAGCAAGCAUCAGUUUUAAACAAUUGGAUCGAUCGAACAGACUGACAGAUGUGACACAGAAAUGAUGAAAAUCUAAUCAGAAAGUCAACUUUUGCCGGCAGCGCUUGCAGAAUUUCUCUCAAAGUUAUCGAUCUCAAUCGUAUUCAGAAUCGAAUGUUCCCGACAAGACCCGUUCAAUCCGUACUAUAAAUUACAACUAGAGAGGAAAUCCUCAACCAGCCAACCUAUCACAAUGACCUCCGUCAAAGACACGGCAUCGUUCUUCGUCAACGGCAGUUCGAACCAGUUCGACUUCGUCCUGGCUAUGUAUCCACAGGUUCUCAAACUGAAAGCUCAAAAUAAAUGCAAAAAACCAGAAGACCUUAUCCGGCUAGACGAUUGGUAUCAAAAUAAGCUUCCACAGUUGAUCAAAAAGCGCGGCAAGGAACGGUUCCUGGUGCACGAAGAGCUGGUUCAGACCAUGAAAUGGAAGCAAACACGCGGCAAGUUCUUCCCGCAGUUGUCCUACCUGAUCAAAGUCAACACACCACGGGCCGUGAUGGCAGAAACCAAGAGAGCAUUCAAAAAACUUCCCAACUUGGAGCAAGCCAUCACGGCACUGUCGAAUCUGAAGGGCGUCGGAACUACGAUGGCUUCGGCAGUAUUGGCUGCAGCCGCCCCCGAAUCUGCCCCGUUCAUGGCAGAUGAGUGUCUAAUGGCAAUCCCGGAGAUUGAAGGCAUCGACUACACCACCCGCGAGUACAUGAACUUUGUCCAGCACAUCCAAGCCACUACGGACCGGUUGAACGAAGAAGUGCACGGGCCGGUGAGUAGUUCAAACGCAGAUGGUAGCAAUGACGAAGAUAGUGGCGAUGUGCCCAAUAUUCAAAAGAAGUGGUCCCCGCACAACGUAGAACUUGCCCUAUGGACGCACUAUGUUGCGAGGGAACUGCAACCUGAGUUGUUGGACGACAUGCCUGCCGCAACGGAGGGCAGUAAAAACAGCUACUCUCGAAAUCCAACGUCAACGAUUACUGCCGCCACCAAGACAACCACCGCCACGAAUGGUGCCUCGUUACCGUCGUCCGAAAACAAUACCAUUGAGGAACCGUCCGACGAGAGCAACCUGGAAACCGAGCUCGGUAAGGCCACCUCGGAUGAAUCCUCCAAAGACAACAAAUACACCGAUAGCUUGGACGAGUGUACCAAAUCGGAGGAUAGUCUGGAGAAGCCCAGCACCACGACGGCCAGCAUUCGGAACAACAACAGCGACGAGGUAAAUGAUAGUGAUUCGCAGAGUAGUGCAAAGAGGUCAACCACAUACGACGAUGAAGAGGAGGACGAGGAGGACGAAGACGACGAGGAGGACGGAGAGGAAGAUGACGAAGAAAGUUCGGCCGAUGGAGUUCCGGAUGCCAAGAAAGCAAAGGUGGAGUAGAGCUGUGCAGGAAGCGGGAAAACUUUUCUAAUUACAAUUAAACCAGAAGACCGGGGCCGGCGCGUCUGAGCAGACAGAGAAAGAACGAAUCACAAAUCAAAAUCAGUUAACAUAAUUAACGUCGGACAGUGUGCGCUUCCUAGGACUUCCAACCAGGGGCAUGGAACAGGUACUACAUCGGAUCUAGGUAAGUCUAAAACAGUUGAAGAGGGGGCUGAGAAGGCAGGAGAGGGUGGGUGGUAAACAUCAUCAACAUUAACAACAACAAUGCGCCGUAACUGAAAACACUAUGUACAAAUUAUGCUUAACUGAUUGUAAGUGGAAAAGCACGUGAGCUAAACCCUAGGAAGAGACUGGGUGGGUGAAUGGAGACGAGAGAGGCAAGAAUAAAAGAAAAUUGCGGCUAAUUGCCUACAGAUACACACACACACAGGGACAACCUGAUUGGGGAAGAGAUAGACAAGGGAUAAACUUUAAUUGAGAAGAAUUGCUUGAUAUGAAGGGAAUACGCUUUUUUCCCUUCGAACGGUUAGAUUUUAGUAGGAAGUUGAGGCAUGAUUUAAUGAAAGAAGUGAAAAAAAAAACACAAAUAUCGAGAAGAAGAGUGGUUGAAGGCGGAGAGAGAAUGAACGGAAGUCUUAUCAUUAAGCUAAAACUUAUUUGAUACUCUUCGGGCGAACCUAUCUUAGUAUAUAGUUGAACUCUAGUUGAUGUUCCGUUUUUUAUUUCCUUCAGCUGACUGCUUCGCUUGAAAUGGGUUCCCAUUUUCCAAUGAUUUGUUAAUGCUUUCCUCCUCAUUCUUGGAUUUUUGCUAAGUCGGCGCGUGAUUAUAUCAAGUGGAAAAUGCUUUCAUUUUUUUAAUUAGCUCAGGUCCGCGGUUACUCGUACGCUGGCUGAAGUGGAUGGAGUUUAUUUUUCUCUUUAAUUUAAAGAGAUCUCUGUGGUUAGCAAAUUAAGAAUUAUUGGAUAUGUUGGCCUUCGAUAUUCCCCUAGAAUGAGAUCCGGAAACAUCAAUUCCCCUUUUCACGCUGCCGAUUUGAGAUAGAAAAAUGCAUAACUGAAUGCGCCUCCACCCUUUCUCAACUGAUCCUGAUCCAAAGUUAAGUCUGCACACUGUAUCGUAUACUAAACUUUCGUUUAGCUUGAUUUUAAUAUUCGAAAUAAACACACACACACACACAUACAUACACACACCGCUUGCAAGGGCACAUUCCAUCUCUUGAAACCGAUUUUCGUUGUACGUUCAAGUUGAAAGUAAACCAAUGUAGACACCUAACCGUACGUUAAUAAAUAUAGUCAAAAAAGAAAAAUAAAUGAAAAUAAAAAGUAAAUGUAUUGGAUUCAAUUCAAAAUUAUGUCCACGUUUCCAGUUUCAGUUUCAUGAAAGUUUUCGAAGAUUGUGAAAUAAUACAGAUGCGAUUAUAAAAAUAAAAGCUGGUUUUCAUUUCAUUCGUUGCAAUAUUGUGCUAAGCAGAUUCUCGUAUUAGAAAAUUAUUAUUUAUUAUAAACAUUAUGGUCAUUAUUAUCACCAUACUAUAAUCAAACAAAAGGUCUUAAGUAUCACUCACAGUCUAAUCAAGGGGAAAGAAAAAAGAAAAGAAAAACAUAAAAAUUUACUAAUUAUCAGUACAGCCAAUCUUGUAAAAAAAAUGAAUUUUGGAAGAAGAAGUAAAAGUGGUAAAAAUUAAAUAGUAUUAGUUGCCGUUUUAGUUUCCGGUAUGUAUUCAAAGAAAGGAAAAAAAAAGUAAAAUUUAAGCAAAUCUAUACGAAACACAUGUUACAAAACAAGAAACAUAGAAAUGACAGUUACUGACAAACACCAUCCCCGAAAAAUGAAAAUACAAACAUUUACAAGCAGAGAUUGAAAAACUCUUACCUAAGUAGCAAAAAACCUGAGUGCGAAAAAAAUGCCAGCCCUGCUGGAUGCAGUUAUUACAAGACAAACUUAUACAACACACAGCUAUGAUCGAAGAAAACCAAUAGUAGCCCUAGGGACUAGUGAUCAAACCAAUAAAACUUAAAAGAAAAACCGAAAACAACAUUUAAAACAACUAAGAACAAACAGUAAAUAAAAACAGAAACCACUAAUAGCCUUUAAUGAAAAACAAAUAAGGAAAUACUUUAAAUGAAUGUAAAGCGUAAGUAGAAACACAAUAUACCGAGAAAAAAAAAACAA